Molecule: messenger RNA, 1311 nt
Organism: Aureobasidium musti
Lineage: Eukaryota; Fungi; Ascomycota; Dothideomycetes; Dothideales; Saccotheciaceae
Source: the annotation of a GenBank genome assembly
AUGUCUAAAACCAUGAGUGCUACCUCGGUUGAGAUACCGAAUCCUCAAUUGACCAGAUCAUCGUCAAUUCGGCGACUGAACAUGGGAGUCCAAACUCUCAUCGCUCAGGCAUCAGCAUGGCUAUUCGACUGGACCCCUUUCGUAUUGGUCUCCACUUACUACAUCGCUUCGACCGCAGUAUAUACAUCGGCAACCGAAGGAACUAUCAAAGUAUUCUACUUCUUCUACAUGGCUGUCAACUUCUAUAUUGCCGCUUGUACGGUUAUCGAAGCCUUUCUAGGCAUCUCUCCUCUUCGCGAGUCCAGAAAGGCUGCCGAUGAGGUCGAUCAGAACAACAAUCAAUUUCCAACCCCCGAUGAUGAGCUUCCAAUCAUUGACCUUGUGAUUGUGGCAUAUCUUCCAAAUGAGCAGGAUAUUGUCAAGGAUCAAGUGUGCUAUGCUUUGGAUGAGCUGGUGUAUCCUCGAAGCAAACUGAGAGUCAACCNNUUGCCAAUUGAACCGCUCCAAUCCGAGCUGGCAGAAAUGGAGAAGCAAUACCCACAACUAACCGUCACCAAUGUCCCUGGCUCCAAGUCAAAAGCCGACAACCUCAAUUACUUCUUCAAGUUCAAUACGGGUGCCGAUAUCAUUGCAAUCUUUGAUUGUGAUCACUUCCCGCAUCCUUACAACCCUCGAUGGGCUGCUGAGCGAUUCAUGAAAGACUCUUCUGUGGAUAUCGUUCAAGGACGUUGUGUGNGUCUCUUCUGCGGCAGCAACGGCUACUGGAAGGCCGACCUACUCAAGGGACAUCAGAUGCACGGCCACAUGCUAUGCGAAGACAUCGACUCCGCACUACGCGCCUACGGUGAGGGCAAGAAAGCCGUGCACGACAUGAACGUCCUUUCCUACGAAAUGGCACCCACAAACUUUGCCGCAUUCUGGAAACAGCGCAUGCGAUGGGCGCAAGGCUGGACCCAAGCGAGUCUCAGACACAUGCCUCUGGUAUGGAACAACCCACCAGACGGUAAACGAAUCAUCAGUGAAAGGUUUGGCGUUCUAUCCCUUCUCUUCGUCCGAGAGAUCAGUUAUUAUUUGGUUACGCAGCAUACAUGUUUGCUGCUUUCUUUCAUCAUCACCGGUUGGCCGAAGAACCCGGCGGAUCUUGUAAAGUUAAUCUUCUUCCGCUACCCAAUGGCUGAAUGGUUCCUCUUUGCAACAGUUUACGACUUUCUGGAUGAUGAUCUUGUUUUCGAUUGUCUACACGCCUUAUCUCAUCUUGAUGGCGACUAUGGGUACGUGGAUUUCGAUUACAAGUGCUACAACUUUGACUAA